AUGAGUGCAAAGAACUUGCUAAGGAAACAUGUUUACAGUAAAGUAAAGAUUUUAACAGAUGUCGAUAUUCAACGACAAUCAGUCAAUAUUACUAAAGUAGUAGAAACUUUUAUAAAACCAUAUAAUGCUAUUGCAUGUUUUAUGAGUAUGGAGAAAGGUGAAGUAGAUACAAAACAUAUAAUCAAAAAUAUAUACGAUCAAGGGAAAGAAUUAUAUCUACCAAGAUGCACACAUACUCUAGAGACAGGCCAUUCUCCUUUCAGAUCAAAUGGUGAUAAACAUCAUCCUCAUUUAACUUUCCAUAAGGUGGAAUCGUGGGAAAUAGCAAAGAAUUUGAAGCCCCAAGGAAAGUAUAACCUUAGGGAACCUGAAAGGGAAGAUCCUGCACCACUGCCCCCUAAAUUAGAUGUUAUACUGGUUCCUGGUGUUGCAUUUGAGUUAAAGAAUGGGGCCAGAAUUGGACAUGGUGCAGGUUACUAUGAUGAUUUUUUUCUUAGGUAUCAACAUAGACAUCAACAGGCUACUCAAAAUAUGCCACUACUUGUUGGACUGUGUCUAAAUGAACAAAUUGUGAAUUCUAUUCCAGAAGAAUCUCACGAUUAUAAAAUGGAUGCAAUAAUAUGUGGGGAUGGCAAGUUAUAUUGGUUCAAUAACAAAACUAAUCAAUACAAUACAGCAUAA
Messenger RNA from Tetrapisispora phaffii CBS 4417, 681 nucleotides. It is a transcript of the gene FAU1, whose product is annotated as 5-formyltetrahydrofolate cyclo-ligase. Lineage: Eukaryota; Fungi; Ascomycota; Saccharomycetes; Saccharomycetales; Saccharomycetaceae. Gene Ontology annotation, biological process: tetrahydrofolate interconversion; folic acid-containing compound biosynthetic process. The record is from RefSeq and is a predicted model, not a curated record. Gene Ontology annotation, molecular function: 5-formyltetrahydrofolate cyclo-ligase activity. Bases 1 to 681 code for a protein of 226 amino acids. The transcript has a single exon. Gene Ontology annotation, cellular component: mitochondrion.